AUGAGUGCAAACAAACCGAAUUCCAGCACGCUGAGCAGUGCCGUACUGCUUGAAUGGAAAAAUCUAACCGUCAGUGUGCAGCCAUCAUCCGACAGACAAUUGGCAUCCGCAAACGAGUGGCAUGGUCGGCCAGGACAUCAAAAAAAGAAAGAAAUUACAUUGCUUCGAAAUGCCAGCGGUGCAGUACGAUCCGACAAUUUGGUGGCCAUUAUGGGCCCAAGUGGUGCUGGCAAAACAACGCUACUGGCCGCCAUCUCAAUGCGAAUCACCGGCUCCACCACCGUCCAUGGAAAGGUGCUUAUCAACGGUCUGUACGUGACCAGGACGCAGAUGAAACAGCUGACCGGAUUCGUGCCACAGUACGAGAUCGCCCUACAGACACUGACCGUUGCUGAGCAUCUAACCUUUGUGGCUAGACUUAAAAAUGUCGGAUAUGUCGCUGUGCUGCGCAUCAUCAACGAGCUGGGACUGCAGGGCUGCUGGGGGACGCGGAUCGCUCAGCUGUCGGGCGGUGAGCGAAAGAAGGUGAAUUUGGCCGGCGAGUUGCUUACCGAGCCGGACAUUCUUUUCUGUGACGAACCAACUACCGGAUUGGACAGCUUCAAUGCUGCGUCGGUAAUGAAAACACUCCAGAGUCUGUGUGCCAACGGUCGGCGAGCGGUGAUAUGCACGAUUCACGACCCUCCUUCACAGGUGUUUCAGUGUUUCAGCGAUGUUAUCCUGCUGCAAGACGGCGGAACCGUCUUCUAUCAGGGACCGACGGCCGAUCGGAUGGAUUUUUUCAGCUCCAUUGGCAAACAGCUGCCGGCGAGUGGAAAUCCUGCCGACUUUUACUUCCAGCUCGUAAGUCCCGAUGCGAUCGCGUUCGCGGCCAGUGAAGCCGAUGAAGCCAUUCAUCGGUACGAGAUCGUGCGCAGGGCGUGUCGGGAAAAUAUCGCUCGAAAGUGUCUCAUGACCCGGUACCAUCAGGCAAAGAUCAUCCAGAAGCUGGCCAACGACAAACACCGCGUGUGCCGGGCCAAACAGCUCACGAUACUGCUCCAUCGUACGGCUCUCGAUAGCUUUCGAAAUGUGCGCGAGUAUCUUACAGUGACGGCUAUAUUUUUGUUUACCAGCGUUGUGAUAGCGUCCCUGUACUACGAAGUACGUCCAGCUUCACAAACCUCAAUCCAGGACAUUCGCGGAGCACUGUUUCUGAUGAUAAGCGAACUGGUUUACACGAUCAGCUACGGUGUGUUCUACACGUUUCCCUCCGAGAUGCCACUGAUCCGCCGUGAGGUGGGCGAGAAGAGCUAUAACCUCUCCGUGUAUUAUGUCCACAAAGUCCUGUACAGUGUACCACGGGCAUUCUUCGAGUCGUUUCUAUUCAUUGGCGUGGUGUACGCAUUUGUCGGGUUCACGACUGACAUUCUCACGUACUGCUGCAUGUCGCUAGUGUCCAGCGGUGCGAGUAUACUGGCCAUGGCCUACGGCUAUUUGCUGUCCUGCACAACCGGCACGAUGAACAUGGCCAUCGAGACAAGCAAUAUCGUGUUUCUCGCCUUCAUGCUACUUGGUGGUCUCUAUCUCAACCUGCGCGCAUUCCCGCUGCUCAAGUACCUCUCAUUUUUCUUCUACGCCAGCGAGGGAGUCUCCGUCUACUAUUGGCUGCCGAUGGAGUCGAUCCCCUGCAAUGAGUCAUCGAACGGCAACGAAACCACCACCUGCCUAGCGAACGGAAAAGCCGUCCUAGAGGACGCUGGAUACGCGACAUCUUACGAGGCACUCCAUCUCAACUAUCUCGUCAUGGCAGUACAAAUUGUCCUGGUACACCUGGUGGCGUACAUGCUGCUGCGGAAGUUUGUCCGCAAGGCGGGAUUCUACUGA
This is a messenger RNA of Anopheles marshallii, 1866 nucleotides long. Its product is annotated as protein brown. Gene Ontology annotation, molecular function: ATP hydrolysis activity; ABC-type transporter activity; ATP binding. The transcript is spliced from 7 exons. NCBI's taxonomy places the organism in Eukaryota, Metazoa, Arthropoda, Insecta, Diptera, Culicidae. The coding region runs from base 1 to 1866 and encodes 621 amino acids. Gene Ontology annotation, cellular component: plasma membrane. The record is from RefSeq and is a predicted model, not a curated record.